Acyrthosiphon pisum (pea aphid) is the source of this 7830-nucleotide messenger RNA. RefSeq lists its product as uncharacterized. NCBI's taxonomy places the organism in Eukaryota, Metazoa, Arthropoda, Insecta, Hemiptera, Aphididae. The record is from RefSeq and is a predicted model, not a curated record. Bases 540 to 7688 code for a protein of 2382 amino acids. The transcript has 2 exons.
UCGGCACUAUCGGUCUGUCUCUCUCUCGUCAAUGAACCGUCAUGGCCUCAACCGUUUCUUAUCAUUGGCGGCCUCGCAGUGUAGUGUGUGUGCACGCCCGUGUGUGUGUCUGCGUGUGCGUGUGACAAAAUAUUUUGUGCGAGCGGAGAGAAAAAUAAAAGCGACGGUAAUAAUAAUAGUAUUAUAAUAACGAAAAUAAUACGGCCACCGCCAAAUUGACAGAGACACGUCGCACACCGCCACCGCAGUGGUCGUCUAUCGUUUUACAUAGACCGUACUAACUACUUACCUAUUGGUUUUCGUAGCCCAAAUCUUUUUUUCCCCACCCUUCCCGUCUUGUGAGAAAUUUGCGCCGAACGAAAUAUUAUGUUGUCUUCGUCGUCGCUUGCCCACCGGUCUACCAGCCCUCAUCAUCGACUUUAAACCCUCUCGUCGCCGCCUGUUUGAGAUUUUUUCCCUCGCCACCAGGACCCGCCACCACCAAUCCCGGAAUGACCGCAUAGCAGUUGAAGCAGCUUUUGUAGAUCCUCUGAAGAGUUAUGUUAAACAGCUUGAGAGAUGGUCAAAUAAAUUAUGGAACUACAAAUUGUCCAUCUGCCCAUGUUCCGUCUCAUAAUGUCGCCUCAAUACACCAAAAUUCUCUUAUUUCGGCGGAACCUUCUACACCAGUCUAUCAGUGGAAUGCAAACCAUCGGCUUGAACAUUUGUACGGCUUUCAUUCCAGAUAUUAUAAUCUUGACUUUCCUACUCCAUACUCGCCAGCUACUAAUCAAUAUGUACCUACAAAUGUGUACGGACAGAAUUUGCCGCAAUGCUGUCAACCGUGUUGUCGGCUCAGGUCUCAAAACAUACCAAAAGCAUCCCCACCACAAGUGUUAUAUAACCCAAGACCAAUGCAACAAUUAAAUCGAUCUUAUAAAUCAAAAAAGACUUUGAAAACUCCGUGCUCCGAACAGUUCCUACCAUACAUUCCAAAUGAUUUACCAGUUAAAUACGAUACACAAAAUUGUUAUCAACAAAAAUAUAGUAGUUCAUAUUUAAACAAUACAAAUUAUUGUCCUCCAGCUAAUAACUUGUGGAUUCCACCUGCAGCCAAUCCUAAUUGGUCUAACGAAAGAUUACGACCUACUGGCCGUCAUACCGGGCCGGUGUCGCACGAUUUUAGUAGGGAAAAAAGUUAUCAAAGAUUACCAAACUAUCAAGGUAACCCUUAUUCAAAACCUACAAGUGCUACAAAUCAUAUACCUUAUAAUUACAUUCCACCUUUACCUGAUGUACAUGACUAUCGACCUCCAGUCUAUCAUAAUCCUUCAAAAAACAAUACGACUGAGUAUGUACCACACGAUCACAGUUCGAGAUUUCCUAUUUUAUCUCAAAACAUUCAAAAUCCGUCUUCAUUACAACAGUACUAUAAUAGUCAACCAGUGCCUUAUUCAGAUGUACAAAUACCUAGUGAAUCAUUUAAACCCCCUCAAAUUAUGACAAAAGAUACUUCAAAGAGUAAUUUAAACGUACGCGAGUUUUUGGCGACUUGGGAUGAAGGAGAAGAAGAAAUCGGUGAAAAAUCUUCUGAAACAGCAGAGCCCAUAGUGGUACUCGAUUGUAUGACACUUGAUGGAGAUGCAUUGACUAAAAUUCAAGAAAAACUAAAUGUAGUAUCCUACGAAAAUUUAGAAAAAGUACUUAAAGAAAAUCAAAAUCCAUUAGUUAUUACCGCUGAAACAAAUGAAAUUAAUUCUUUAAACAAUAAACCCAAACUACCUUCGAAAUCUAAUUUCGAACCCCUAGAUUACACUAAACGGGAAACUGGAAUCAUUAAACCAUUCAUUACUGAGAAAAAAAUAUCGCCUGAGUUAAAUUCUCAGUCUGAAAAAAGUUAUAGCGUUAAUUUUGAUGGAAUGGUUGCUUGGUACGGUAAAAAAAAUACAGAUAUUUCAUCUACAGAUCUCAUUGAAAGAUUAGCUGACAGGAUUUUUAAUUUGAGUAAAUCGCAAGAAAACGAAGGCGUAUCGUUUGGAACAGCAGCUUAUACAGGGCAAAUAACUCAAACAAAUCGGUCCAUUGAAAGUUGUGACAAAAAUACGUCAAAAUAUAUUCAAAGCCCACAAAUGUUUGACUUACAACAUCACGCCGAUAAAUGUAUUGAACCUCCUACCAUGAAUAAACUCAAUUGUAAUAAGGAUUCUAUUCCCAAAGUACAUUCUUUUGUCUUCAAUGAAAGUAACAAAGCAUCAACUAUAAAAUCAAAAAAUGUGAACUCCUCGUGCAUUGUGGAAAAUAUAACAAAAAAAUGUUUAAAUGUUACCAAUGAAGAAACGUCGCCAUGGCAUUUAGACCAAGGUGUCCACGAACAGCAUUUGAAUACAUCUUUGUACGACCAUAGUGUUAUUAUGAAACCUCUCGACUUUUCUUCCCUAACCGAUGAAACUAAAGGCAACCCUUUCGUGUUUGAAAAGAUUACGUCAAGUGACAAUAAACCAAAUGGCAGCAUCAAUAACCAGUGUAAUAAAGUAUUUAACCAAAACAAUAGUUAUAACUCUAUAGUUUCUAACAAUCAACAUUCAAUUCAACAAAUAGAUGCGAGCAAUAGAAAUUUUCCAGUUAUAGUAUCACCACAUAGACAAGAAUACAACGGAUUUCAUGAAAGUGUUAUACAGAGAACUGGUUGCGAUAAAAAUAAACACGAUAAAGUAUCAACACAAACUGAUUUUGAAAGCAUUAAUUGGAAUUUAUCCAACGAUCUCGAUAAAAUUAUGAAAAACACGAACAUGAUUAUGGAACCUUCUUGUUUAUAUGAAAGAAGUAAUUAUAAUAUUUUAGAUGGUAUGAAUUCAGAGAAAAACAUUUCUACUCGCUGGAAAGAUAAUGUACCAUGUGUGGACUUGACGGUAAACAGUAAAUCUAAUUCUCAUCAUGAUUCGUUUUUUGAUGGCUGGAGCUUUAUUGAAAGCUAUGAAAAUCAUUCUGGUAAAAAAAUAAUGAAUACGCCAUCUAAUGAUAAUUCCCACCACCAUCUAUUUCCGAACCAGAUGACUCCUUUGGAAGAAUCGACAAAAAAUAAUAAUAUUUCAAGUGAAAAUCAUACUAAUGAUACAUUGGUAGUCAAAGAAAUGCCUCCAUUUUCAAAAUCCAAUGAUUUAUUACCUUCUAAUCGACCAUCUCGAGAUGUUUUUAAUUUGAAUAACCGAAUACCUGAUUUCAGUGAUGGGUUUGAAUUGCCAGUUAUAAAUGAACCGCAAGAGUAUUUGCAAUUUAAAAAGGAUGACAAUGAACACCGGGCUGAUGGUUCAAUUUUUGAACAUCUAAAUGAAUCUAAGUGUAUAACAACAUUAAAUGAAACAUUAAAUUAUAGGAAUGAUCAGAAUAAACUGGAUUUUGUUGGUCUCCCAAGUUUUAAAGAAAAAGAACCUUUAGCGCCUGUUUCAGCACCCUCCAAACUUAAUAUUGUUAAACCUACUCUACGAGAUCCAAGCCAAAUAUAUACAGUCAUAAAACAGAAGCUAAAAUACGAUAAUACAUGUGUCGACAAUGAUAGUGUUGUAACAAAUACAACUGAAAACAAUUUGAAAGAAAAUCUUACGAACGCAUUCAACGUAACAGACUUAAAAUCUAAGUACAAUAGUGGUCAAUUAAAUCAAUUUGAUGUUUGGUCUGAAAAGUUUGUACUAAAAGGAAACUCAAAUAGUUCGUCUUGUGCAGUUGUUCAGUGUGAUGUAGAAAUUACACAAUUUAAGAGUACUCCCGAAAAUCGCAAUACAUUACCGAAGUCAAAUAAGGGUGAAAAUUAUCAGGAUAAAACCAUGAUAUUGCCAGGAAAUACAAAUUGUAAUUUAGCCGAUAGUAAAAUUAAUAUUAUCGAGAAUGAUAAAAUUAGCUCUAACGAUUUUCUUAAUUGUUUAGAAAGUUCGAAAACAAAUGACCAGAAAUAUCGAGAUGCGUUUGAUGAAUUUGAAACGUCGUUUGGGUUCGAUAUACAUUGUAAUAAUGAAUCUAAUAAAUCAUUCCAUGAAGAUAUUGUUCAUAAAUGUUUUGAAGAAAGGAUUAAUGAUCAAAUUGGAGAUCAAGAUAUAAAUGAAGUUGAGUCAAUUAACACUUCCGACACUAAUACAACAUCAUCAAACAAUACUCAGUUGCCUUUCCAGUGUGAUUUUCAAUCAAGUUUUUUGAUUAAAAACUAUUUUGAUGAAAACAAAAACAAAACAGCUGUCUUGGACCAACAAGAAACUAGUAGCCAUGAAAAAUCAGAUACAACAAUUUUUAAAUAUCACAAAGAAAAUGUACAAGAAUUUGAAUUGCAAAAUAAUGAAAAUAUUCAUUCAGUUAUAAAUUCUGUAAAAGACUCAGACUUCAACAUGGAUUGCCAUGUUAGACAAAUCCACAAUGCCAAUGAAAACAAUAAUUCAAAUUGUAUAAAUAAAGUCGAAUCCUACAAGCCUCAACACGAAAACACAAAAAAUAUUUGUAAAAUAUCAAGUAUAAAAAAUAAUAAUUUUGAUUAUUUAAAUAUAGAAGAUCGUAAUUUUGGGUUUAAUAAUAAUAAAAAAAGUAUUCUUGAAUCUGAAAUUUCUAAAGAAACUACCGUAGCUAAUAAUUCUAUUGAAACUGACAGCAUUAGCCAAAUAAAUUAUAAUGAUUUGAAUACUAACAAACGGUUUCAUAUUCGAAAAAAUUCAAAUGUUGAUUUUGAAUCAAAUAUUUUUGAAUUAAAUUCCAAAUCUACAAGUAAAGUUAUUCCAAUUGAAACUAAUAAAAAACACGAAUCAGAUAGAAACAAAGAUUGUUUUAAAUCAAAAUUGAAUUCUAACAUUGCAGAAGAAGUUGAACAUAAUAUCAAUAGAAAAAUUAUUUUUGAAUUAGAUAAUAAUAAUAGUGGUAUACAUAAUUUAGAAAAAAUGGAUGCAUUUGAUUUUAAUACAAGGAUUAUUCAAAAUUUAGGAAUAGAAUGUUCUUCUACUAAUAUCGAAAAACCAACAAGCUCAAAUGAAAUAUUUACGAAUGAAAGUCAAAUGAAAACUAACUGUGGAUUGGAAAUAAAUGACGAUAAAAACAAAGGUAAACUAGAAACAAAUUACAAAAACGCUCUAGAUAUUCAAGAAGAGUUACAAAUUGAAGAAACAUCAGACUUAAAUUGUAAUAAUGAUGCACAACGUCAUAAUUUAAUUGAAACUGAAAAUAUUAACCAUGAAAAUAAUGGGGACUGUGUUUUUGAAAUUGGUUGUAUUGUUAACAAUGUACAAGAUAAACUAAACCUUGAAAACCCAAAGACACAAACUAAUUUUGAUUAUCAAAAUAAAAACACUGAAAAUAAUAAUCUAAAUAAUUGUAAUACUGAAAGGAAUUUUAAUCGGAGUGAUAACUCAGAAGUUGAGAAUAUUUUUGAAAAUAUAUAUGAUAAUUUAUCGACUUUGAAUACUGAAAAAAAUGAUACUAAUAUAUUGGAAAAUUCUUGUCAAAGCGAUAUUGAAUGUGAUGUUUCUAAAAGUCAGGAAAUUACUGAAGAUCUAAAUUUAAAAAAUAACAACUCCUACGUUAUUGAUGAAAUUUGUAAAGGAACAAAUAUGGAGGUGCAUCGUGAUGCAUCUGACAAUCAAUUUAAAGAAACUGGUAGUGUUUUACUACAAGAACUUGUGAAUAAUUCGACUGAUCGUAUGACGACUGUUUCAGUUGAACACAAUGAAUCGAUUAAUGAUGAGAAAAGCAAACCAACGUUUAUAGAAUAUAGUACAGAUGAUUCGAAUAUGAAUAAAAACUCUGCUACGUCAGUAGAACAACACACUGAAGACAUUAAAGAAGGUGAUAUACAGUCAAAUAAUAAAAAUAAUUGGCAACCUAUAAAAAAAAUGAAGACAAACGCAAGUCAAGGUGAUGCUACAUUAAAUAUAUUUGAAAACUUAAGAUGUGAUAUAUUAAACACUGUAAAAAAUACAGACAAAAAAGAGUAUACCAAAAAUAAUUGUUCAGAAUCUAGUUCAUUCAAUUCGUUUGUAUUAAAUUCACAACAAAAUACUAAUGAAAUUUACGAAGUUGAAGAUUCUAUCAAUUCUGGAUCUUGUACAUUAAGUCAUGUUGAACUGAUCCACCAUCAAAAUUCUGAUGAGGUAAUCGAGAUUAAAGGUUUAAAUAGUUAUGGACCGAAUGUAUCAAAUUGCGGCGAGUCAAUAUCACAACAUCGUUCGGCGGAAACUGUUCAGGCUGUAGAUUUAACUAGUUAUAGACCGAACUUAUUUCAUUACGAUGAAUCAAUAUCCAUGCAUCGUUCAAAAGAAACUGUUGAUGCCGUAGAUUUAACUUGUUCUGGAUUCAGUUCAUUAAAUCAUGACGAACAACGGAUGGAAAUGUUAGUUGCUAAAAAUUCAAAUAAUCCUCAACUUAUUUCAGUAAACCAUGACGAAUCAACACCCCAACAGAAUUCAAAUGAAAUGUACGAGAUUGAAGAUUCGAUUACUCCUAGACUUUGUUCAUUAAGUCACACUGAUUUAAUAAACAAUCAAAAUUCAAAUGCUGUUGACGAAAUCGACGAUUCAAUUAAAUGCGAAUCUAAAUUAUUAAAUAAUGAAUUAACAUUCCAAAAAUAUUCCGAUGAAAUGGUUGAGAUUGACUCAGUUAGUUCAUUAAAACAUGACGAAUUAAAUUACCAUAAACAUUUAAUUGAAAUUAAUGAGGUUGAAGAUUCAAUUAGUUCUGGACCUAAUUCAAUAAAUCAAGACGAAUUAAAAUGUCAACAGAAUUCAAAUUCAAUUUACGAGUCUGAAGAUUUGACUAGUUCUGAAUCUUAUUCAAUAAAUCGUGAUGAAUCAGAAUUUCAACAAAAUGCAAAUGAAAAUUACGAAACUGGAGAUUUUACUAGAUCUAGACCUAGUACAAUAAACCAAGGUGAAUUAAAAUACCAUCAAAAUGUAACAGAAAUUAAAGAGGUUGAAGAUUCAAUUAGUUCUGCAUCUAGUUCAACAAAUCAAGAUGAAUUAGACUUUCAAGAAAAUUCGAAUGAAACUGACGUGGCUAAUGAUUUACAUACACCUGGACCUAGUCCAAUAAAUCAAGACAAAUUAGAAUUUCAACAGAGUUCAAAUGAAAUUUACAUGGUUAAAGAGUUUACUAGAUCUAGACCUAGUUCAAUAAACCAAGGUGAAUUAAUAUACCAUCAAAAUGUAAAUGAAAUAUACGAGGUUGAAGAUUCAACUAGAUCUAGACCUAGUUUAAAAAAUCAAGACGAAUUAGAACUUCAACAAAAUUCAAAUGAAAUUUACGAGUCUGAAGAUUUGACUAGUUCUGAAUCUUGUUCAAUAAAUCGAGAUGAAUUAGAAUUUCAACAAAAUGCAAAUGAAAAUUACGAAGCUAGAGAUUUUACUAGAUCUAGACCUAGUACAAUAAACCAAGGUGAAUUAAAAUACCAUCAAAAUGUAACAGAAAUUAAAGAGGUUGAAGAUUCAAUUAGUUCUGCAUCUAGUUCAACAAAUCAAGAUGAAUUAGACUUUCAAGAAAAUUCGAAUGAAACUGACGUGGCUAAUGAUUUACAUACACCUGGACCUAGUCCAAUAAAUCAAGACAAAUUAGAAUUUCAACAGAAUUCAAAUGAAACUUGCAAGGUUGAAGAGUUUACUAGAUCUAGACCUAGUUCAAUAAACCAAGGUGAAUUAUUAUACCAUCAAAAUGUAAAUGAAAUAUAUGAAGUUCGAAGAUUCAACUAGUUCUGGACCUAGUCCAAUAAAUCUAGAUAAAUUAGAAUUUCAACAGAAUUCAAAUGCAAUUUAUGAGUCUGAAGAUUUGAUUAGUUCUGGAUCUUGUUCAAUAAAUCGAGAUGAAUUAGAAUUACAACCGAAUUCAAAUGAA